Molecule: messenger RNA, 4213 nt
Organism: Rhineura floridana
Lineage: Eukaryota; Metazoa; Chordata; Lepidosauria; Squamata; Rhineuridae
Product: cell surface glycoprotein 1-like
Exons: 10
Coding region: 644-3973 (1109 amino acids)
Biological process (GO): positive regulation of triglyceride storage; lipid storage
Cellular component (GO): lipid droplet; cytosol
Source: RefSeq, a predicted model, not a curated record
CCAGUAUCCGCUUCAGCCUUGUGUUGAGGAAUGGGGAAGAAAUUUGAUUCAGGUCACCUUUAAAAUCUAUCAAAGCUGUCCCAGUUCGUUCGUUCUCAAGCAGUGCGAGAACUGAACCCUUCCUUUGACAUUUGCAGGUACCUGGAUUUUGCAAGACCGUUCUCCAGCCAAAGACCGUUUACAAAUAAUGCUUGUAUUAGGGGAACAUGUACAUGAAAUGAAUAUGUGCAUGAAAAUAACAUGCAAAGAUGCAUUCUGUUUGAAGAAACAGGUAUGAGUCAAAACUACCUACAAAAAUGUCUCCGUCAGGAGAAAUUUGCACCAAAAUGCUGGAGGAUUUUCCAUGAGGAUUUUUUUUUAAUUGCAAAUUCCUGCAUCAAUGUGGAGAUUGGAAAAAUGGGAAACUGAGAGAAGUGAAAGUGACAGAUCUUUCCAUCCCUUGUUAUUACUUUCCAUUGACAGAACAGGGGCCCAACGCCUGAUCUGUGACAUCACACCGCAUCACAAGGGCUGCGUAGAAUGAUGGGAGGAUCUGAGCUCUGCCGCUCUGGGGCUGGAAGUGCUGCCUGAAUGGGAAAUGACGUUGCCGUGAUGUUGCCAUGAUUUGCUCCCGAUCAGCCACGUGGUCUCUUGAACAGAGAUCAUGGCAGACUUUGGGUCAUCUGGUGAAGAUCAUGUGACAUCAAAUUCAAUGGAUCUGCCAAGCAAAGCACCUGAAGCGAAGCCGGGAGAAGAUGAGAUUUCAGAAAACAAGACAUUCAGCCUGCCUUUGAUUUCCAACAAUCCCAUUACUAACACCACGAACUCCAUAGUUGACACGGACACUGAAAGUUAUACUUCUGACGACAGCUUCCAGAGGUUUUCCUAUCCUCUCCAGGGCAAUAUUGUGCCACAGUGCGCCUCCAGGUAUCUAACCACGGAAGCUCAUGCGAGACUCAUGCGAGAGUCCAGGGAGGAGGAGGAAGAGGAGGAGGAGAAUCCUAGGGAAGGGGAAUUUGUUCUGCAAACAACACUAUCAGACUAUCGACUACUUGCAGAAGAGGAAGGGAACGUUCCUCAAAAGGGACCUGGAAAGGAGCCGAAAUAUCCUUAUGAUAUUUUUUUGGCUACCCCAGGGGAGAUGACGUGCCCCCUAAAACCAUCAAAGCAGGAGGAGGGGGGGGAAGCAACAGCUGCACAUCAACCUGAAGAGAAGGGGUCAGAACCCCCAACACCACCAGAGAAGACAGUGACAGAGGCAAUAAUCCCUCCAAUGUCACCCAUAGAGAGAGUGUGGGUGACCCCUCCAACCCCACCAGAAGAGAGCGAGGAGUCGACCCCUCCAACCCCACCAGAAGAGAGGGAGCUGGCGACCCCUCCGACCCCACCAGAGAAGGUGCGGGGGACCCCUCCAAUGUCACCCAUAGAGAGAGUGUGGGUGACUCCUCCGACCCCACCAGAAGAGAGCGAGGAGUCGACCCCUCCAACCCCACCAGAAGAGAGGGAGCCGGCGACCCCUCCGACCCCACCAGAGAAGGUGCGGGGGACCCCUCCAAUGUCACCCAUAGAGAGAGUGUGGGUGACUCCUCCGACCCCACCAGAAGAGAGCGAGGAGUCGACCCCUCCAACCCCACCAGAAGAGAGGGAGCCGGCGACCCCUCCGACCCCACCAGAGAAGGUGCGGGGGACCCCUCCAAUGUCACCCAUAGAGAGAGUGUGGGUGACUCCUCCGACCCCACCAGAAGAGAGCGAGGAGUCGACCCCUCCAACCCCACCAGAAGAGAGGGAGCCGGCGACCCCUCCGACCCCACCAGAGAAGGUGCGGGGGACCCCUCCAAUGUCACCCAUAGAGAGAGUGUGGGUGACUCCUCCGACCCCACCAGAAGAGAGCGAGGAGUCGACCCCUCCAACCCCACCAGAAGAGAGGGAGCCGGCGACCCCUCCGACCCCACCAGAGAAGGUGCGGGGGACCCCUCCAAUGUCACCCAUAGAGAGAGUGUGGGUGACUCCUCCGACCCCACCAGAAGAGAGCGAGGAGUCGACCCCUCCAACCCCACCAGAAGAGAGGGAGCCGGCGACCCCUCCGACCCCACCAGAGAAGGUGCGGGGGAUCCCUCCAAUGUCACCCAUAGAGAGAGUGUGGGUGACUCCUCCGACCCCACCAGAAGAGAGCGAGGAGUCGACCCCUCCAACCCCACCAGAAGAGAGGGAGCCGGCGACUCCUCUGACCCCACCAGAGAAGGUGCGGGGGACCCCUCCAAUGUCACCCAUAGAGAGAGUGUGGGUGACUCCUCCGACCCCACCAGAAGAGAGCGAGGAGUCGACCCCUCCAACCCCACCAGAAGAGAGGGAGCCGGCGACCCCUCCGACCCCACCAGAGAAGGUGCGGGGGACCCCUCCAAUGUCACCCAUAGAGAGAGUGUGGGUGACUCCUCCGACCCCACCAGAAGAGAGCGAGGAGUCGACCCCUCCAACCCCACCAGAAGAGAGGGAGCCGGUGACUCCUCUGACCCCACCAGAGAAGGUGCGGGGGACCCCUCCAACGCCACCCGCAGAGUGGGUGUGGGUGACUCCUCUGACGCCACUUGAGGGGGUGUGGGGGAGCCCUCCACCACUCACAAAGAGGGGGUCACAUGUUGCUUUGCCGUCGACGCAAAAAGUACUGCCUAUCAUUCAGCUGCCAACAGGGACUGAACCGGCAAUCCCUAAGCUACCAGCACCAGGGGAACUAGCAGUCACUCCGCACUGGCCACCAUCGGCAGGCCCUCGACCCCAGCCCGAGAAGGAGCCAGUCGUUCAUUGGCCAACGGCUGCAAAGGAGCUUCCGGUUUUGCUGCCAAUAGAAAAGUCUGCAGCAGCCACUGAGGGAAUGUCUCCAAUGAAAUCCAGGCUACCCACGAGCCUCCAGUCAGAAAGGGAGGUGGUGAUCCGGACGGAAACAAAGGCCUGGCCGAUGACAGAGGAUCCAACCUCUUCUAUCUUGAUAAACCUCAAGCCAAAAGCGUUGGCUGUGGCCCACAGAGGGAAAGACAAGUCCUUUCACGACGCCCUGGAGGACAUUGCGUCCCAACUGAAGGAAGCCAGCAGCACCUCCAGAUCUGCUAUGGCGAACAGCAUCAGUUCCUUUGUGGAGUCCCCAGUUGGGAAGGUCUUUGCCAACACAAUUGAUCGAGCUCUGGAGAAAUCGGAGGAAUGGCUGAAUUAUUAUCUUCCAUUGCCAGAGACCAGUGUUGCCGACUCCAGUGUAAGGGAGGAAGAGCGCGACCCCUCCCCGGACGACCUCUGCAAGGAAGGCUGCUUCAUGAGGAUCGAUUCCCUGUCGACUCAGCUGCGAAACCGGGCCUUCAAAUUUGUGCUGCACCAGCUCAAAAUGACCCGACGGAACACCCACGAGCACCUCUCAGUGCUUGAUCAGGUGUUAGACCUGCUAGAUCACUGCCAUAGCCUGAACCCAUCCAAUUUCCCAAGUGUCUCGGGGAAGCUGUCAAGCAUGUGGUCAGAGUGGAACACAAAGCCAGAGACCACCAGCCGUCGGCCUUCGGCAAAGGCUCUCAACGAGUCCCUCUCUUUACUACCUGAGCAACUGGAGAUGAAAGCCUUGGGUUUGACACGGGUCCUGACCCAGGAGCUGUAUGGCACAUAUCACAACCUUUUGCCGCACGUCUCUGAACUCCCUGCUCACCUCCAGGAAAAAGUGAGUCAGGUCUAUGAAAACAUGGAAGACCUCCAGUCUCACUUGUCCUCUACCACCUCCCUGAGAGAGUUGCCGUCCAGCCUCCUUGUCCAGAGUCGGCAGAAAAUCGCCAGCGCACGGGAGAACCUGGACGAGCUCUUGGAUUUCAUGGUCCAAAGCCAGCCGGCUCAGUGGCUGUCCCAGCCAAGCUCAUCCAGGGCAGGUAAUCUGCCGCCGUCCGCAGCUGGGAACAAGCCACCAAAAGGGGGAAGUGUUGAAAGCAAAGAGGGGUCCACGUCCCCGCAGCCACCUCGCCCCUAACCCUGUUUUGUCAAAAGACGCCCAAGUCAGAUGAAAAGCCUUCCUCCAAGGAAAGUCAGCUUUGGGCUACUACGACUCCCACCACGCAUCCCCAGGGAGUCAAAAUCCUUGGGAAGCCAACGAACAAUUCUGCCACUCUCAGGAUCUCAUCUCUUCGUUGAGGCUGAAAGACGGGGAAGUGGGACUUGCAACUGGUGAGCUUUGUUCUCUGUCCAUGUGGCGUGGGUAACUGAUCCCAAU